UGAGGUUAAAGUCGAAGAUUAAAGACGAAUUAAAAACUUUAAUAAAGAGUUCGCUGUUGCUGCUAGCUAGCUAGCUGCUAACUUCUUCUUCUUCCUUAAAGGAGUGUCAGAUGGUGCGGCCUUGAAGUGAUGCUCAGCAACGCUGCUGGAACUCUCAUAAAGAAACUGUUUGAUUCCAGCCUCCACAGCGACCAGAGAGACUUCCUAAACAGAAACCCUCUGUCUGCUGAACCAGAACCAGAAGCAGAACCAGAACCAGAACCGGAACCAGACCCAGAAGCAGAAGCAUCAUGGAACGUUCCUCCUGUGAGUCGGUCAGAUGUUCAGAGGACAGGAGACCCUCCAGCUCUUGUGGAGCUCCAUGUGCUGUACGUUCCGGCCCACCAGUGGAACCUGAAGCUGAACAAAGUCCCAGCAGAAGCAGCAGAAAGCUUCAUAUCAGCCGGCUUCAUCAGAGUUCAUCCUGACGUCUCUCUGAGGACUCUGAGGAGGGACCUCGGCGCUCUGCUCGGCGCCGACGGCAGCAUCGACAGAUUCUCCUUCCUGAAAUGUGUCGGCCGAAGCCUGGCUCUGGUCAGAAGCAAACAGGAGAGAGAGCUGAAAGUGAAAACGUUCGCUCCGCCUUAUGCCGUCCAGCCGGAGCUCUACCUGCUGUCCACCCUGGAGGCCGACAGCAGCUCCCAGUCCUUCAGCCCCGACACCAGCAGCAGCUCCCCAGAACCACACAUCUACUACCAGCCUCCAGGAGCAGCAAAGGAGCCCGUUAAACUCCCCCACAUCUCCCAGUGUUCCCAGCAGGCUCCUCCGACCCCCCAGCCUGAGGAGGAGGAUGAAGAGGAGGAGCAGAUCUACAGCUCCUCAGAGGGAGAAGGAGAGGAUGAGGAGGAAGUUCUGAGCUCCAUGAGGAGACCAGUGAAGCUCCAGAUUCAAAGACCUCCACAGCCGCUUCCACUGAAUAAAGUCUUUGCAGAUUUACAGCGGUGUGAAGUGGAUCCAGCUCAGACGAAGCAGCUGCCAGACAGAGAAGAAACUUUCAUGAAGAAGAAACCGAGAGGGAGCAGAGCGGCCGAGUCUCUGGAGGACUCUGGAGAUUCAGGAUUCUCCCUCACAGACGGAGAUGGAAAAUCAAACACGCUGAAGUCCAUCAGAAACAAACCAACAGCGGGGGUGACAGGAGGUCCAGCUGUGCUUUCUCGGCCCGUUCGCUGCUCGUCUCCAGGUCCGGACUCUGCUCUGGUUCCCCAUAAAACGGCCGCUUCUCUGGUCUUUCACACCGUAAACAGAGAGGAACUGAUCGAGGAAAUCAAGCUGGCGAGGGAGGAGAGGAAGCAGCUGGAGUGGACGAGACAAGAGCUGCUGAGGAAGGGGAAGGACCUGUUAGCCCAGAACCGCCACCGCAGGAACCAAGCUCGGGACAGCUGGAAGAAAAAAUACUUUGAAACCAAAAAGGCCACGGCACCGCUGGAGGACAACCUGAGGACCUUAAGACAAGAACUGGAGACGUUUUACCACAAACUCCUUCACCAGCUCCAGGCCAGAGACAGCCGAGGGAAGCCGAGGCGACAGGGAAGGCCGUCAGUGAAAAACGAGCUCAUCAUUCAGAUCAUGACGGAGAGCUACGAGAUCGACAACCUGAGGAGGAAAGUAGAAGAUGCAAAGAUGAAGCUGGUCACGGAGAUGAAGCUCAGGAAACAGGCGGCCGCCGAGCUGAGAGCCCUGAAAGCUGAACUGGCUCAGAAGAAGAGUCAGUCGUCUCAUCCUGGACCGACGGGAAACACGAGACGAGUUUAAACGCAGCAUACAUGAUGCUGAAGGAGUUGAUUUAUGCUGUUCAGUAUUUGGUUCUUUUUGAAACUGUAAGCCAUCGCUUUUCCUCGUUUUCUAAUUAAACUGCUGAUUUAUGUC
Acanthochromis polyacanthus (spiny chromis) is the source of this 1905-nucleotide messenger RNA. It is a transcript of the gene spata1, whose product is annotated as spermatogenesis associated 1. NCBI's taxonomy places the organism in Eukaryota, Metazoa, Chordata, Actinopteri, Pomacentridae. Bases 130 to 1791 code for a protein of 553 amino acids. The transcript is spliced from 13 exons. The record is from RefSeq and is a predicted model, not a curated record.